AUGGAGGAAAAAAAUGACAAAGAUAUAAAAAAAUAUUUGAAAGAUAAUUAUAUCUUAAGGAAAGUUGUAUUUGAAUGGAUACCAUAUAAUCAGUUUAACGUCAUUAAAAAAAUAGGAAAUGGAGUCGCUACAGCAAUAUGGAAGGAUGGCCCAUUAUAUUAUAAUGUAUGUUUAAAAAGAUAUAAAAGGGAUUCAAAUAAAAAAGUUGCUUUAAAAUUUAUUAAUAACUCACAAGAUGUUUCUAAUGAGUUUUUAAACAAGGUAAAUUUAUAUUUAACAACAUCAGGGAGUAGUCCUUUUAAACUUUUAGCAAAUAAUAUCGAAUAUGGAAUGUCUCAAAAUCCAAAUACAGAAGAUUACAUUUUGGUUUUAAACGAAAAAUAUUUUGAAAAAUAUUGUGAUAAAUGUGGUGAAGAAUAUACAAAUAAACACUAUAAAUGGUGUAAACCAUGCCAAAUUGAUUUUUUGAAAAGUAAUUUUACUGACUGGAUUAGUAGAAUUGAACAAAUUGAAGUUUUUAUUGCUUUUAUUAAAAAAGAGCAAUUUAAAUGGAUACCAUAUGAUCAGUUAAGUUAUAUUAAAGAAAUAGAAAAUAUUGGUGCUACAGCAAUAUUGAAUUGGAAAAGUGAUGAUACAGAUGGUUCAUUUAAAGCAUAUGACUCAAAUAUGUACUUGCAAAGAAGAUUAAAUGAAAAAGUCGCCUUAAAAUAUUUAUAUAAUUUACAAUAUAUUUCUGAUAUGUUUUUAGAUAAGGCUAAUGGAUUAAAAAAUAUUACUAGUUAUGGAAUAACUCAAAACCCAAAUACAAAAGAUUAUGUUUUGGUUUUUCAUAAAGAAUAUUUUGAGAAAUAUUGUAUAAAAUGUGGUGAAAAAUAUAAAGCUGAAAUAGAUGGAAUAUAUAAAUGGUGUAAUCCAUGUCAGAUUGGUUUUUUGGAAAGUAAUUUUACAAAUUGGACCAGUGGAAAUAAGCAAAUUGAUUAUUUUAUUCAAAGAAAGCAAUCACUAAUUAAAAACCCAUGGGAUACAAUAUUUGAAUGGAUACCAUACAAUCAGUUUAAUGCCAUAAAAAAAAUAGAAAAUAGAAUUGCUACAGCAAUAUGGAAGGAUGGUCCAUUAGAAAGUAAUAUAGACUUAAAAAAAUAUAGAAGGAAUUCAAAUAAAAAUGUUGUUUUAAAAUCUUUUAAUAAUUCACAAAAUGUUUCUGAUGAAUUUUUAAACAAAGUAAAUAGAUUUUUUUAUAAUUUUUUAUUAGGGAGUAGUUCUUUUAAACUAGCACAUAAUAUUGGACAUGGAAUGUCCCAAAAUCCAUAUACAAAAGAUUAUAUUUUAGUUUUUAAUGAAGAUUAUCUUGAAAAAUAUCAUAAAGAAUAUUGUAAAAAAUGUGGCGAAACAUAUACAGUUGAAAUAUACAAAUGGUGUAAAUCAUGUCAAAUUGAUUUUUUGAAAAAUAAUUUUAUAAAUUGGACCAGUGGAAAUAAACAAAUUGAUGAUUUUAUUAAAAAAAAACAGUUGCAAAUUAAAAGAUCGUGGAAUAUAAUAUUUGAAUGGAUACCAUAUAAUCAGUUUACUGGCAUUAAAGAAAUAGAAAAUAUUGGUGCUAUAGCAAUAUGGAAGAGUGGUCCAUUAUGUUAUAACUCAAAUUCAAAUAUGUAUGAAAGAAAUUUGGUAAAUGAAAAUGUUACUUUAAAAUAUUUGCAUAAUGAAAUACCAGAUAUCCCUAAUGAAUUUUUAGACAAGAUCAAAUCAAAAGGUAUUAUCAGUUAUGGAAUGUCUCAAAAUCCAGAUACAAAAGAUUAUAUUUUAGUUUCUAAUGAAAAAUACUUUGAAAAGUAUUAUAAAACAUAUUGUAAAAAAUGUGGCGAAAAAUAUGCAGUUGAAAUAUAUAAAUGGUGUAAAUCAUGUCAUGUUUAUUAUUUGAAAAGUAAUUCUACAGAUUGGACGAGUAAAAUUAAACAAAUUGAAACUUUUAUUGCUUUGAUUCAAGAAAAGCAAUUUAAAUGGAUACCAUAUAAUCAGUUAGGUUAUAUUAAAGAAAUAGAAAAUAUUGGUACUACAGCAACAUGGAUGAAUGGAAAUGAUUUAUUUGAAUCAUAUGAAAGAGUUGUUGCUUUAAAAUAUUUACAUAAUUUACAAUAUAUUUCUGAUGAAUUUUUGAGUAGGGUUAAAUCAGAAGAUAUUUGUUUAGGAAUUUCUCAAAGUCCAGAUACAAAAAAUUUUAUUUUUGUAUUUUAUGAAAAAUAUUUUGAAAAUUAUUGUGAUAGUUGUUGUAAUAAAUAUACUAAUGAAAAUUAUAAAUGGUGUAAGUCAUGUCAAAUUAAUUAUUUGAAAAGUAAAUUUACAAACUGGACCAGUGGAGAUAAGAAAAUUGAUGAAUUCAUUCAAAAAAAGCAAUUGCAAAUUAAUAGCCCACAGGAUUUAAUGUUUGAAUGGAUACCAUACAAUCAGUUUAGUAACAUUAAAAAAAGAAAAAAUGGAUUUGCUACAGUAGUAUGGAAAGAUGGACCAUUAAAGUUUGAUGAAUGCUCAAAGAAAUAUGAGAGAAAUUUAAAUAGAAACGUUGCUUUAAAAUAUUUGUAUGGCUCCCAAAAUAUUACCGAUGAAUUUUUAAUCAAAGUGAAAUCGUAUUUAAUGGAAGAUAUUAGUUAUGGAAUAUCUCAAAAUUCAGAUACAAAAGAUUAUAUUUUGGUUUUUAAUGAAAAAUAUCUUGAAACAUGUUGUAAAAACUGUGGUGAGAAUUAUACAGCUAAAAUAUACAAAUGGUGUAAACCAUGUCAAAUUGAUUACUUGAAAAGUAAUUUUGUAGAUUGGACUAGUAAAAUUAAACAAAUUGAAGCUUUUAUUUAUAUUCUUCAAGAAGAUCAAUUCGAAUGGAUACCAUAUGAUCAGUUUAGUGAUAUUAAAGAAAUAGGGAAUAUUGGUGCCACAGCAAUAUGGAAGAAUAGGCCAUUAACAUAUGGCUUCUUAAUAGGUCAACAAAGAUCAGUUGCUUUAAGAUAUUUGUAUAAUUUGCAAUAUAUAUCUGAUGAGUUUUUAAGUAUGAUUAAAUCAAAAGAUAUUACCAGUUAUGGAAUGUCUCAAAAUCCAGAAACAAAAGAUUAUAUUUUGAUUUUUCAUGAAGAUUAUCUUGAAAAAUUUUGUAAAGAUUGUGGCGAGAAUUAUUUAGAUGAAAUAAAUAAAUGGUGUAAAUCAUGUAAAAUUGAUUUUUUGAAAAGUAAUUUUAUAAGUUGGACUAGCGAAAAUAAACAAAUUGAUGAUUUUAUUCAAAAAGAGCAAUUUCGAAUUGAAAAACCAUGGGAUAUAAUAUUUGAAUGGAUACCAUACAAUCAAUUUACUGAUAUUAAAGAAAUAGAAAAUAUUGGUGCUAUAGCAACAUGGAAGAAUGGUCCGAAAUAUUAUAAUUCAAAUUUAAAUAAAUAUGAAAGAUAUUUAAUAAAUGUUACUUUAAAAUAUCCAUAUUAUAAUAUACUAGAUAUUCUUGAUGAAUUUUUAGACAAGAUGAAAUCAAAAGAUAUUAUCAGGUAUGGAAUGUCUCAACAUCCAGAUACAAAGGAUUAUAUUUUAGUUUUUCAUGAAAAAUAUCUUGAAAAAUUUUGUAAGGGCUGCGGUAAGAAUUAUUCAGAUGAAAUAAAUAAAUGGUGUAAAUCAUGUCAAAUUGAUUUUUUGAAAAGUAAUUUUACAAGUUGGACCAGUAGAAAUAAGCAAAUUGAUAAUUUUAUUCAAAAAGAGCAACUGCAAAUUGAAAACCCAUGGAAUAUAAUAUUUGAAUGGAUACCAUACAAUCAGUUUACUGGCAUUCAAGAAAUAGAAAAUAUUGGUGCUAUAGCAAUAUGGAAAAAUGGUCCAUUAUAUUAUAAUUCAAAUUCAAAUAAAUUUGAAAGAAAUUUAAUGAAUGAAAAUGUUAUUUUAAAAUAUUUAUAUAAUACUAUACUAGUAAAUAUCCUUGAUGAAUUUUUAGACAAGAUUAAAUCAAAAGAUAUUAUCGGUUAUGGAAUGUCUCAAAAUCCGGAUACAAAGGAUUAUGUUUUGGUUUUUCAUGAAAAAUAUCUUGAAAAAUUUUGUAAGUAUUGUGGAGAGAAUUAUUCAGAUGAAACACAUAAAUGGUGUAAACCAUGUCAAAUUGGUUUUUUGAAAAAUAAUUUUACAAAUUGGACUAGUGGAAAUAAGCAAAUUGAUGAUUUUAUUCAAAAAGAGCAAUUACAAAUUAAUAACCUAUGGAAUGUAAUAUUUGAAUGGAUACCAUACAAUCAUUUUACUGGAAUUAAAGAAAUAAAAAAUAUUGGUGCUAUAGCAAUAUGGAAUGAUGGUCUAUUAAAAUAUAAUUCAAAAUCAAAUAAAUAUGAAAGAAAUUCAGUAAAUGAGAAUGUUACUUUAAAAUAUUUACAUAAUAUACCAGGUAUCCUUGAUGGAUUUUUAGACAAGAUUAAAUUAAAAGAUACUCUCAGUUAUGGAAUGUCUCAAAAUCCAGAUACAAAAGAUUAUAUUUUAAUUUCUCAUAAGGAAUAUUUUGAAAAAUAUUGUGAAAAUUGUGAUGAAAAAUAUACAGAUGAAAUAUGUAAAUGGUGUAAAUUAUGCCAAAUUGAUUGUUUAAAAAGUAAUUUUACAAUUUGGACCAGUGGAGAUAAGCAAAUUGAUUGUUUUAUUCAAGAAAAGCGAUUACAAAUUGAUAGUCCAUUAGAUAUAGUAUUUGAAUGGAUAUCAUACAAUCAAUUUAGUGAAAUUAUUGAAAGAGAAAAUGGGUUUGCUGCAGCAUUAUGGAAGGAUGGUCCAUUGAAAUUUGAUAAAUGUUCAAAGAAAUAUGUAAGGAAUUCAAACAGAAAUAUUGCUUUAAAAUACCUAUAUGGCUUUCAAUAUAUUACCGAUGAAUUUUUAAACAAGGUGAACUCAUAUUUAAUGGAAGAUAUUAGUUAUGGAAUAUCUCAAAAUUCAGAUACAAAAGAUUAUAUUUUGGUUUUUCAUGAAAAAAUGUUUGAAAAUUCUUUUGUAUAUUUAGAUGAAUUAGAAAAUUGUUUGGAAGAACAUUUCAAAAAAUGCUGUGUAAAAUGUGGCAAAGAACAUACAAAUGAAGUAUAUAAAUGGUGUAAAUCAUGUAUAAUAAAUUGUAAGAAUUUAAGAAUCAUUGGUAUAAUUAAAAAUAGUUCUAAAAUUAAGUGGAUAUCAUAUAAUCAAUUCAGUGAUAUCAAAGAAAUAGGAAAAGGUGGUUUUGCUACAGUAUAUUCAGCGAUAUGGAAUAAUAGGAAAGUUGCUUUAAAAUGUUUACAUAAUUCUCAAAAUUUCAUUUAUGAAUUUUUAAAUGAGGUCGAAGCUUAUUUAGCAUAUACAAAUCAGAAAUUUAGUAAUAUUCUUAAAAUAUAUGGAAUAUCUCAAAAUUCAGAUACAGAAGAAUUUAUUAUAGUUCUUGAAUAUGCAGAAGGUGGAAACUUUAAUGAUUAUUUAUAUAGAAAUUACAAAACUUUUAAUUGGUCAAAUAAAAUACAAAUAUUAAUGAAUAUUAUUAGAGGUCUUAAAGAAAUUCAUCAAAAACAGAUGGUCCAUUGUGACUUUCACACGAAGAAUAUAUUGUUUAAGCAUAUAGAAUAUAUCAAUAUAUGUAUUUCUGAUAUGGGAUUAUGUAGAGAAGUUGGUAAUAUUGAUGAAACAAAAAUUUAUGGAGUUAUGCCUUAUGUAGCUCCUGAAGUAUUAAGAGGAAAACCUUAUACUCAAGCAGCAGAUAUAUAUAGUUUUGGAAUGAUUAUGUAUUUCAUAGCAAUUGGAAGACAACCUUUUGCUGAUCGUGCGCACGAUAAACUUUUAGCUUUAGAUAUUUGUAAUGAAAUUAGACCUGAAAUAAAUGAACAAAGAGCACCAAAUUGCUAUAUUGACUUAAUGAAAAAGUGUUGGGAUUCAAAUCCAAAUAAUAGACCAAAUGCUGUUAAGAUAGAAGAGUUUAUUUGGUUAUUUCAUUAUUCACUUACAUUAAGCGCAUCAGAGUUUAAAUUUUUUAUGAAAAUUGAAAAAGAACAACAGCAUUAUGAGAUUGAAAAACAAUUUAAAGAAGCAGAAGAAUAUAGUAAAGAUAAUCCCCUAUUUAUUAAAGAUAUCCAAUCAACCACACAUCCACAAGCUAUUUAUACAUCUCGAUUACUUAAUCACUUUACAAAAGAUCUUCUUUCAGAGUGUUUAGAUUGCGAAAUCUAAUGACUCAUAAAGCUAGGUUAAAUAAUUUUUAUACAUAGUUUAUUAAAAGUUAUUGAUAUUAACGUACACGGUAUUGAUUACGCACAAAUAUUGGCCGAACCUACGUAGAGGAGCAAUGUAAGAAAAUAUACUUGUACCUGGUAUAGUUUGUAAUUUUGAUUGUUAUGUGUCUAUUAGGACUAGAACUAAGGAUUUUAUUUAGUUCGUCUUUUAUUUUUUUUUUAAAAUUUAAAUUAAAAUUUAUUUGGAAAUAUUUCUUUUUGAUUUCGUAUAUUAUUUAUUAUGUUAUAUUUAUUAUUUACUAUACCAUCUUAUUUUAGUAAAUGGUAUUUUAUUUCUUAUUUUAAAUUUGAAGUUAUAGCAGUUAUAUUCUUCGCAAU
Messenger RNA from Rhizophagus irregularis DAOM 181602=DAOM 197198, 6554 nucleotides. NCBI's taxonomy places the organism in Eukaryota, Fungi, Glomeromycota, Glomeromycetes, Glomerales, Glomeraceae. The record is from RefSeq and is a predicted model, not a curated record.